AAUCUUCAUCUUUAUUUUCUUUUUAUCAGAAAACUAAAGAUAUUCUGAAGAAUGUUAGAAACGUAACCAUGGAUUUCCAAGAUGAAAAACUAACCAUUGAUUUACUAGUAGAAACUUUAACAAAUGUUUUCCAUAGUAGAAAAAACAAAUAUUUGUAAACCAAUGGUUACUUCCUUCCAACAUGUUAUGAUUAUUAUUUUUUUUGCGUGUAUAACAGGAAAAAAAGAGAGUUAAAUGAAGACAGAUUAUUUUUUUUGGGUGAACUAUCACUUUAAGGGCUGUGAGUGGAAGAAAGGGGGUGUGGCUUACAGUUCGAAUCGAAGUUUGCUGAUUGGUUUGUAACAUAUCCAGCCUCCAGCCAAUAGCACAGUCGCAGGUUUUCUCAUAAAAGGCGCAUCACUGAGUUUUGUGUCACUGCACGUAGCAGAAAAACUGUAGUUUGAUUAAAAUGAGCGGAAGAGGUAAAACCGGAGGAAAAGCCCGCGCUAAGGCAAAGACUCGCUCCUCCAGGGCGGGCCUGCAGUUUCCAGUCGGCCGUGUUCACAGGCUUCUUCGCAAGGGUAACUAUGCAGAGCGUGUCGGUGCUGGAGCUCCAGUGUAUCUGGCUGCUGUGCUCGAGUAUCUGACCGCUGAGAUCCUGGAGUUGGCUGGAAACGCUGCUCGGGACAACAAGAAGACCCGUAUCAUCCCCCGACAUCUGCAGUUGGCGGUGCGCAAUGACGAGGAGCUGAACAAGCUUUUGGGCGGAGUGACCAUCGCUCAGGGUGGUGUGCUGCCCAACAUUCAGGCCGUGCUGCUGCCUAAGAAGACCGAGAAGGCCGCCAAGAAAUAAACCAAGUGAAGAUCGCUUCAAGACCAAAGGCUCUUUUAAGAGCCACAC
Danio rerio (zebrafish) is the source of this 880-nucleotide messenger RNA. Lineage: Eukaryota; Metazoa; Chordata; Actinopteri; Cypriniformes; Danionidae. The record is from RefSeq and is a predicted model, not a curated record.